AUGUCGACAGUGUCAUCCUCCGACUCCAUGUUGGCUCUCGGCCAGGGCACCCUGCCCGCCGCCAGAGGAGGCACCGUGGCCGCUUCCAAUGACGGCCACGCCCCUGCACCACCUUCGAUUGUCGUCCACCCCUACGCGACGGUCUCUGUGAAGUCGCACGUCCCCAUCACGUUGGAGUUGAAGAACUCCAUCUACUCCAAAUGGGCGUCCUUCUUCAAAUCCAUGUGCGGCAAGUUCGGUCUCAAGCCGCACAUCGACGGCAUGCUCCCUGCCUGCCGCACCGAUCCCCAAUGGGAUCAAGCCGACUGCUGCAUCCGUACUUGGAUCUUCGGCUCCGUCGACGACUCCGUCCUCGACCUCGUCAUGGACAGCGAUGACCAGACCGCCCGCGAACUGUGGGUCUGCAUUGAGGGCCUCUUCCGUGCCAACAAGGAGCCGCGCGCCCUCCUGCUCAGCCACGAGUUCCACUCCAUGCAGCAAGGCGAUACUCCGAUCUCUGAGUUCUGCCAGGAAAUGAAGAAGAUGGCCGACUCCCUGCGCGACAUCGGGCACGGCGUCUCGGACUCUCAACUUGCCCGCGACAUCCUCGUCCUCAAGGAGCUGCGCCUGAAGAACUCCGAUUCGGUGGCCGCCAGCACCGCCCUCCUCGCCUCCACCAACGCCUCUUUGUCCACCUGCAUGAGCCCAGGCUGCCGCUCCUCUUCCGCUGGAUCUGCUCCAGCGCGCAGCGACCAGAGGCGCGGCGGCGGAAACGACGGCGGCGGCGGCAAGCGCGGCAAGGGCAGGGGGCGCCAGCAGGCCGGCCAGGCCACUCAGGCCGGCGGCACCCCUCAGCCCAUGGGACAGCGACCCACUGGGCCCUAG
Molecule: messenger RNA, 864 nt
Organism: Panicum virgatum (switchgrass)
Lineage: Eukaryota; Viridiplantae; Streptophyta; Magnoliopsida; Poales; Poaceae
Exons: 2
Coding region: 1-864 (287 amino acids)
Source: RefSeq, a predicted model, not a curated record